This is a messenger RNA of Penaeus vannamei (Pacific white shrimp), 565 nucleotides long. The record is from RefSeq and is a predicted model, not a curated record. Lineage: Eukaryota; Metazoa; Arthropoda; Malacostraca; Decapoda; Penaeidae.
UCGUCACAGCACUCGAUUCGGCGUCGGAGCGAUCAUGAACUGCAAGGUCCUUCUUCUCCUGGCUGUGGCGGCUGUGGCUGCUGCUGACAGACGCCCAUACUCCUACUCCGCCCCCCAGUUCUCCUCUGAGGAAUCCGGCCCCGCCCACUACAACUUCGAGUGGAAGGUGGACCACGACGACUCCGGCAACGACUUCGGCCACCAGGAGGCCCGCGACGGCCACGACACCCAAGGAUCCUACUACGUGCAGCUCCCCGACGGCCGCCUGCAGACCGUCAGGUUCGCUGUCCAAGGAGACUCAGGAUUCCUCCCUGAGGUGUCCUACGAGGGAGAGGCUCGCUACCCUGACUCCUCCGAGUCGUUCGAGUCCCGCGAGUUCCGUGGCUACGCCCCUCCAAGGCCCGUCUACGGUUAAAAGACACACACGUAAGCACAUGAAUGGACAACUCUGGUUCUCUUCACUGAUUUUGUAUUUAUUUCACUCAUUUGUAAGAUAAGCUAUGAUGACGAGUCAGCAUGUAAAUAUAAACAAAAUAAUAUAUCUUCAAUAAAUAUGCAUAAUGAA